Cajanus cajan (pigeon pea) is the source of this 903-nucleotide messenger RNA. Its product is annotated as Adenine nucleotide alpha hydrolases-like superfamily protein. The record is from RefSeq and is a predicted model, not a curated record. NCBI's taxonomy places the organism in Eukaryota, Viridiplantae, Streptophyta, Magnoliopsida, Fabales, Fabaceae.
UUUUAGGCUUCUAUUCAACGCUAGCUUGGAAAUUGGAAUGUGAAUAAAUUCGGACCAAGUAAAGUAGUUUAGUAUUCUCAAUAACUCCAACAGUAGUGGGAAGAGAGAGAGAGAAUCUUAGGAGGAAGAGGAAUGGCGACGAAUGUGUCAGAGAAGCAAGUGAUGGUGGUUGGAGUCGACGACAGCGAGUUUAGCCUCUACGCUCUCCAUUGGACUCUCGAUCACUUGCUAUCCCCUGCUUCCAAUUCUACCUUCAAGCUUGUUCUUUGUCAUGCCAAACCUACUGUUUCCGCUUCUGUCGGUUUUGUUGGCCCUGGUGCUGCUGAGGUCUUACCUAUUGUCGAUGCUGAUUUGAAAAGAACCGCGGCCAAAAUCACCGACAAUGCUAAAGAAAUAUGCAAGAACAAAUCUGUAAAUGACGUAGUAGUGGACGUGGUGGAAGGUGAUCCUAGAAAUGUUCUCUGUGAAGCUGUUGAGAAGCACCAUGCUUCAGUGUUAGUUGUGGGUAGUCAUGGUUAUGGGGCUCUAAAAAGGGCGGUUUUAGGUAGUGUAAGUGACUAUUGUGCUCAUCAUGCACACUGCAGUGUCAUGAUCGUGAAGAAGCCAAAGCCCAAACACUGAUCUUGUUGGCUGUGAUUAAAUAGCGGCAUUAAAGCAAUGAACAUAAAUCUUUUCAGCCAAAAGGAAAAUAAAUGUUCUUAAAAAUUCAUAGCAUAUCGUUUGCACCAUGCCUCGCUGACUUUAUGCUUUAAGGUUUUACUUUUUUAUUUUCAAAGUUAGAAUCGACAAAUAAUGUAAGUAAGCACAGUACUUUUUCCCUUCCCCGCCACCUGGUGGUGCUUGGUUUAUUUUGUUCAUGAGAAAUUUUUAUUAAUGUUAUUGUUCUGCGCCUAUAACUUGUGA